Molecule: messenger RNA, 273 nt
Organism: Diversispora eburnea
Lineage: Eukaryota; Fungi; Glomeromycota; Glomeromycetes; Diversisporales; Diversisporaceae
Source: the annotation of a GenBank genome assembly
AUGAACAAUGGAUACAUUUUAGAUCCUAGAAUUAUAACUCUGGUAGAAGGUUUUCCAUUAGUUUCGCGUUUAGAAUGGGCUCCGUUUGAAAAUUUUACAAAUGUAAAGUAUAUUGGGAAGGGUCGUUUUAGUGAAAUCUACAAAGCGACUUGGGAAAGUCGUCAAAAAGAAGUCGCUUUAAAAAUUCUAAAUAAUUCUCAAGAUGAUGAAAAAUUUUUAAGAGAGUCCUACGUUAUACUCCUGACAACUAUUACCCUAUUGCCCGGAGAGUAG